Papilio machaon (common yellow swallowtail) is the source of this 3312-nucleotide messenger RNA. It is a transcript of the gene ValRS, whose product is annotated as valine--tRNA ligase. Gene Ontology annotation, cellular component: cytosol. Gene Ontology annotation, molecular function: ATP binding; valine-tRNA ligase activity; aminoacyl-tRNA deacylase activity. Lineage: Eukaryota; Metazoa; Arthropoda; Insecta; Lepidoptera; Papilionidae. Gene Ontology annotation, biological process: valyl-tRNA aminoacylation. The record is from RefSeq and is a predicted model, not a curated record. The transcript is spliced from 18 exons. Bases 70 to 3171 code for a protein of 1033 amino acids.
CCGUUUCCACCACAUCGUUAGAUGUCGAGUUUUAUUUAAAUUAAUUUACUAUUUUUCUCAAAUAAAGCCAUGACUGACAGUGAAACCCAAAACGGCCCUAGUGACCAGCCGCAAGAGAAAUCAGCAAAACAGCUAGAGAAAGAGGCCAAGAAGGCUGCAAAAUUAGAAAAACUUAAAGCCAAGUUGGACAAGAAAAGUUCAGCGCCAGCUGUUCAGAAAGAUAAGCCCGAGAAAAAAGCUAAAGAAACAAAAGAGAGUGCAGUUUAUUCAGCUAACACAGCUCCGGGAGAUAAAAAAGAUAUCAAUGGACCAAUGCCGGAUGCUUACAGUCCUCAGUAUGUUGAAGCUGCAUGGUACGCAUGGUGGGAAAAACAGGGAUUCUUUAAGCCUGAAUAUGGGAGAAAAUCAGUGUUAGAGCCCAAUCCCAAAGGCAAAUUUGUGAUGGUCAUUCCACCACCCAACGUAACUGGUACUCUCCAUCUUGGACAUGCAUUAACUAAUGCUGUUGAAGACGCUAUCACCAGAUGGCAUAGAAUGAAUGGACGAACAACACUAUGGAAUCCUGGCUGUGACCAUGCUGGUAUCGCAACACAGGUGGUGGUAGAGAAGAAAGUUUGGAGAGAAGAGAAGAAGACGAGACAUGAUCUCGGGAGAGAUGAGUUUAUUAAACGAGUUUGGGACUGGAAGAAUGAGAAAGGUGAUCGAAUUUAUUCCCAGCUUCGGUCACUGGGUUCUUCAUUUGAUUGGACCAGAGUCAGAUUUACGAUGGACCCGUCAAUGUGUCGUGCGGUCAAUGAGGCGUUUAUACGACUACACGACGCGGGCGACAUCUACCGAGCGAAUAGAUUAGUCAACUGGUCCUGUGCACUCAAGAGUGCUAUAUCUGAUAUUGAAGUAGAUAAAGUGGAACUCACUGGGAGAACUAUGCUCAGUAUACCGGGAUACGAUCAAAAAGUGGAGUUUGGAGUACUGGUAAUGUUUGCGUACAAAGCGGAGGAUUCUGGUGAAGAGGUGGUAGUUGCUACUACUCGUGUGGAGACGAUGUUGGGAGACGUUGCUGUGGCUGUGCAUCCAGAAGAUGCUAGGUACAAACAUUUAAUUGGGAAGAAUUUGAUGCAUCCGAUAGUGAAUAGAAAACUACCUGUGAUUGCAGAUGAAUAUGUGGAUAUGAACUUUGGAACAGGUGCUGUUAAAAUAACUCCCGCACAUGAUCCCAAUGACUACGAGAUUGGUAAACGACACGAUUUGCCUUUCAUCACUGUAUUUGAUGAUGAGGGAGUGAUGCUUGAUAACUGCGGACCAUUUGCUGGCAAGCGUCGCUUCCACGUACGUCGUGAGAUCAUCAAGACAUUAGAAGGUUUGAAGUUGUACAAGGAGACGAAGGAGCACGCGAUGGUGGUGCCGCUCUGCAGCAGGUCCAAGGAUGUUGUGGAGCCAAUGUUGAAGCCGCAAUGGUAUAUAAAAUGCGAUACAAUGGCAGCGGAAGCUAUCAAGGCUGUGAAGAAUGGCGAGCUGAAGAUAAUCCCGGAUGCGCACGAGAAGACCUGGUACCACUGGAUGGAGAACAUCCGCGACUGGUGCAUCUCCCGACAGCUGUGGUGGGGGCACCGUAUACCAGCUUACAGGGUUACACUGCCUCAGAAGCAAGAAGAACUUUGGGUAUCAGCGCAUACAGAAGAAGAGGCGCUGGAAAAAGCCUCAGCUAAGUUCCAAGUGGGUAAAGAAGAGAUUUCACUGAAGAGAGAUGAAGAUGUUCUCGAUACUUGGUUCUCUUCUGGUCUCUUCCCCUUCUCUAUCUUCGGAUGGCCUGAUCAGACUGAAGAUUUACAGGCAUUCUAUCCAGGCACUCUGUUGGAGACGGGACACGAUAUACUCUUCUUCUGGGUAGCAAGGAUGGUCUUCUUUGGUCAACGACUUAUGGGAAAAUUGCCCUUCAAAGAGAUCUACCUCCACCCAAUGGUGCGCGAUGCUCACGGACGCAAGAUGUCGAAGUCCCUGGGCAAUGUGAUAGACCCAGUGGAUGUGGUGCGGGGUGUGACGCUGCAGCAGCUGCACGCUCAGCUGCAAGACUCCAACCUGGACACCAAGGAGAUAGAGAAGGCCAAGCUCGGCCAGAAACAGGACUACCCUAAUGGGAUACCUGAGUGCGGUACUGACGCCUUGAGGUUCGCAUUGUGCGCGAUGACGCAAGGUCGCGACCUGAACCUGGACAUCCUGCGAGUGCAGGGCUACCGGUUCUUCUGCAACAAGCUCUGGAACGCCACCAAGUUUGCGCUCAUGUACUUCCCCAAAGACACAACAUAUAAUGUUCACUCUAGAAGUCUUCCCGCUCUAUCAGCGAUGGACCGCUGGAUGCUGUCGCGGCUGUCGCUGGCCGUGCAGAAGGUGAACUCCGGCUUCCAGAACUACGACUUCCCCGCAGCCACCACUCACUGUUACAACCUCUGGCUGUACGACCUGUGUGAUGUUUACUUGGAAUAUCUGAAGCCUGUGUUUGCGACAGGAUCUGAAUCUGAGAAGUCUGGAGCGCGACAGACUCUGUACACGACGCUGGAGUACGGCCUGAAGCUGCUCAGCCCGUUCAUGCCAUUUGUUACCGAGGAGUUGUACCAGCGGCUGCCCAGAGCUGAUACAUCCUGCCCUUCCAUAUGCGUAGCUAAUUAUCCUACAGAGGCAGAUACACCAUGGCGAUCAGAAGAAUUGGAAUCAGACGUGGAUAUAGUACUGAAGAUGGUUCAUCUCAUCAGGUCCACUCGGUCCGAGUACAACUUGACCAACAAGCAGAAGACCACAGCCCACGUCAUCAUUUCACCAGAACUGAAUGUUGAACAUCUGAGGGCGCUGAUGAGGAGCCUACAGUCGCUGGCUAACAGUGAACUGAGUGAGGAACAGCCACCUACAGGAUGUUCUAUACUUACCGUCUCCGAUAAAAUUGAAGUACAUCUAGUGCUCAAGGGCCUUAUAGAUCCUCAGAAAGAGAUCGCAAAACUUGAAAAGAAGAAGGAAUCAUUAUCACAAACUAUUAGUAAGCUCCAACAAGCGAUGGCCGCAGACGACUACUCUGUUAAAGUACCCGCAGAAAUACAGAAGACAAAUACUGAAAAACUCUCCCAAUCACAAGGUGAAUUGGAAAAACUAGAUAAAGCUAUGGCAACACUAAAACUGAUGUAAUACAGAUUAUGUCAAUUUAAAUAAUUUAAACGUCAUUAUACUUAUUUGUACAACUGAUUUCCUUGUGAAUUAAAUAAUAACGUUUUAAUGCAUUUUGUAAUGACUAGAUAUUCUAUUUGUGUUCAGUUUUCAAGUGAAACA